AAGUAGGAAGUCGUCCGAGGUCGUUGGAUCGUGGCUGCUGUUGCGAUUGUUUACGCGCGAGAGAGAAAACGGAUCGGUUGAUUUUCAUAAUUUGCGUGGUACAUAGAAUCCGCACACGUGUUACGACUGGGACUAUCACGUGGAUUGUACGCAGUGGGCCAACCGAUUGGGAGCAUUUUUUGGACGAAGCUACACUGUCACAUCGCAAGAUCAGACAUCAGAAAAUUAUCCGUCAUUCUGGAGACUUGGCUGACGAAUCCUUUCGACGAACACGGAAAAGAGGUUAAGUUAAGUUACGACUGACCCGUGCGUUCGGAAAUUUUGAAUCAUUUGUUGCGACCUUCCAAGCGGUAAGAAAUGAAAAACUGGUAAUGUUUUCGAUAUCGAUACAUUCAAUUCUAAUAGAUUCUUUUUCGGGAUUUUUUGAUUAAGGAAAUCGACGAAAUGUGAAGAAAAAAGCUUCGUGUUACAGUAAUUUUAAUUCAUUUAAUUCCUGCCAAUUUAUAAUUUGUGCAUAGUUUAGUUGAGAAAUUGUAUAUUAAGCGAAGAAGGAUUUGUAGAUUUGAGAUUUCUAAAUUAGUUUAACAAAAACACUGGACAGAUAUGGCGGAUCAAAAUUUGUUUUCGGGGCACAUACACAGUAUGGAAUUUCAAGAAGAGUUCCAAAAGUACUGGCAUUCCCAAAGCGAUUUCAAGGGUACCAAUCUGGAAGUCAUAUCGAAACCUUUUAAAGUCUGCAGGAUAUCAAAUUUCUUGAGGGAUGAGAAAUUUAUAGAGAAUUUAAAGAGCGAGUUGGAACAUCAUAAUCAUAUACGUAAAGUUCACGAUCUUUAUCAGUUUGAGAGAACCGAGGAUCUGUUCUAUGCCAAUGAUCAAUGCAUCCAAAGAUUGAACAGAUCUUUUCGAGACGAUUUGACAUCAUGGAUGAAGCGUAAUACAGACAUUGAACUGAAUAAAAAAGUCUCGAUGUCGAGUGCCCGUUACUUCAAUACAGAUUACUUGUUGUGUCACGACGACAACAUGGAUGAUAGAAGAAUCGCGUAUAUAUUAUAUCUGACUGAUGAUUGGUCAGAGGCAGAUGGUGGUGCCUUAGAUCUUUUUGACACGGACGAAGAAGGCUCGCCUAGAAAAGUAGUGAAGUCAUUAAUCCCGAAAUUUAACUCUUUCCUAUUUUUUGAAGUGGCAAACAAUUCCUACCAUCAAGUGGCCGAGGUAUUGACAGACAAAAAAUGCAGAUGGUCGAUCAACGGUUGGUUUCACGGACCGUUAAAAAAGGAUUUCCAUAAGUCGCCAAGAUGCGAACCAGCCAAGACUUUUGUGCAACCAAACUCCAUCGAAGUGAAAUUGCUCUCUUGGAUUUCCGACGAUUAUUUAGAGCCUAGCAUAAUGGAGCAGAUUCAGGAAGAGGUUGAGAUGUCCUCUUAUACAUUUCUUAAAGGUUUCUUGAAGGAAUCGAUAUAUCAACAAAUCGCAAAUGAUUUAACGUCGAAGGAUAUCAGCUGGCGAAUGAUCGGUCCAGCGGAUAUACGUCACUACGAGAUAGCCGAUGAACAGACUUUACCGAAAGUAUUGAAAGAUUUCUGUGAUUUAUUCAAGUCUAUUUCCUUCUUUCGAUUGCUAAAGGAAUAUACAGGACUCGACUUGGUACCUGAAGAAGAUAAGAAACCUAAGAUGACGCUAGAGUUACAGAGAUGGUCGACGGGUUGCUACACAUUGUUAUACAAUAGAUCGUUAUUGAAAGAUACGCUAGACGAGCCAGUAAAGGCUGACCAAUCUGACGUGAGCAUCGGUGACGCUGCAUCGCGAGCAUCAACCUCCAAAUUGAACAUAAACGAAACGCAUCAAGAAUUGAAAAGGAAGCGACUUGACGAUCCUCCUUCCCCAAAAGGAAGUUCGCCUAAUAAAAAAAAAGUAGCCAAACAUCUUGACGGUCAAUCAGAUGGUAUGCAUUCUUCGAGUAACUACGAAUACGACGAGGAUAAAGUUUCCUUGUCUCCGGAUGAAUUGUCUCGCAGUGGUACACCAAUCAGUGAUAAUGAAGAUGAAUCUGCCAAUAAGGAUGACGAGCUUCUGCUCGACGUGAUAAUACAGUUUCAUGCUCAAGACGUCAAAGGUACGCCAAAGACAGAAGACACGAUAGACUUUGUGGAUUCUGAUGAGCAGGAAGGUAUUUUAAUCCAGAUUCCAUCACGAGAUAAUCAUCUCUCUCUAGUCUAUAGGUCAUCCAUGAUAUGUCGUCUUCAACGAUACCUGAAUCAUUUCUAUGAUGGUUACUCUUACACUUUUAUAUGUACAUAUUACGAGUAGUCAUGUCUGAUAUAAAGUUUUUUGUUUCUAAGUCUAAAUUAGCUUUACUGAAAGAAAUUAUAAAAGAAAGAAAAGAAAAAGAAAAAGUAUUGUAAAGUAUAACUGUUGGUUUUGUUGCGAUCAACCAAUGUUACAUUUUCUCGAAUCGAGAUGAGCAAUGUUCUUCUUUGCGAAUGAAAUAUUUUUUUCAUUAAAAAUAUAAUUGUAAUAAUUUUAAUAAAUUUACCAAUAUUCGUUCCUCGCGAGCGAAAGUCUAUUUUUUUCGCAAGUUUUUGUUAAAGAAAAGCGUGAAAACCACACGCACGCACGUAUAAAUUUUAUGAAAGCUGCUGAUUUAAGCGAUUGACAGUAUCUUGAAUGAAAAUAUACAAACACAAAGGAUAUUAAUACAAACAAAUAAAUUCGAUAAGAAAUUAGAUAUAUCUAAAAUUAGAUAUACGUUAAGAAACACUUCUUACAGAGAUAAUCUAUACAUUACGAAAGCUAUUUUAAUUAUGUAUGAAAUUGGUUUGUUAAUAAAAAUUAAAAGAGAAAAAAUUGUGAAUUAUGUAUGAUGAAUCGUAUUUUUAGUGCACUUAAAGUGCACUUUAAAUAUUCUCAGAUUUUAUUUUGCAAACGAGUUGAAUACAAUAUCUGUAUCUGAAUAAAUUUAUUGUUAUGUAAGAGUGAA
Molecule: messenger RNA, 2977 nt
Organism: Pogonomyrmex barbatus (red harvester ant)
Lineage: Eukaryota; Metazoa; Arthropoda; Insecta; Hymenoptera; Formicidae
Gene: sud1
Product: Prolyl 3-hydroxylase sud1
Biological process (GO): regulation of translational termination; peptidyl-proline hydroxylation
Cellular component (GO): cytoplasm
Molecular function (GO): L-ascorbic acid binding; peptidyl-proline dioxygenase activity; iron ion binding
Source: RefSeq, a predicted model, not a curated record